AUGGAUCAUAUAAACAAAUUCUAUUCAUAUAUAUUCUGUGAAAAUUUUGAAAAGCAUGCAACAUGGGCAAGUAGCUUUGUUAAAAUUGGUGAGCAGCGAAUUAUUAAACAAACGCAAGAUCUCUUCGAUCGAAUUACUAAUGAUAUUCGUCAUGUACUCGAUGCGAAGGUUUCAAUAAAUAUUUUUAAUCAAGGAAACGGGCAGUCAACUCAAGAUUUAGAUGAAGAAGGUGCUUCAGCUAUGUGGUUUCAACUUAUGAUCGAUGUUUUGAUAAAAAUGGAGGAGAAAUAUGAUACCAAGAAUGAAAUGGCAUUUCUAUGUGAUUUACUUAACGUGAAUAAUAUGAAGAUACGGGAACAAAUUGCCGAUUUUACAAAAAAUUACCAGCCUGAAAAUGCCGUGUCGUGGUAUACCGGAGAUAAAUUCCUCUAUCGAUUAUUAAAUAAAGCACUUCGCCUCAAACACAUUAAUGUGAUUUAUCCAUUUCGCUUUUUUAUUGCUGAUCUUCACCGACAACUGUGCCAAUUACAUAAAGAAUUUAUAGAUUUGAUCUGUACCGACAAAUUGACUGUGUAUCGUGGACAAAAGUUACACAUAGGUGAGAUCCGAAAAUUAGAAAAGAAUAAGAAUGGAUUGAUAUCGUUCAAUACUUUUUUAUCAACAACGACGAACCGUGGUCUGGCGUUAAGUUUCGCGGGUAAUGAGAAAGAUGAAUCAGUCUUAUUCAUCAUUGAAAUUGAUAUACUUUUAAAUACUAAAAUUCCUUUUGGUAGUAUCGCCUAUGUUAGUCGCUUUUCAGAAGACGAAGUUCUCUUUUCUAUUGGAGCGAUCUUUCGAAUUUCAAAUGUGAAACAAAUUGAAAAUAUAUAUCAAAUUACGUUGAAAAUCAGUGAUCAGGAAAACGAAGAAAUGAAACGUCUAUUUGCCUUUUAUUACAAGCAUUAUAAAAUCAAUGAACCUACCUCCUUAAUUACGUUGGGCUUGUGUCUUCAUCAAAUGGGUCAAUAUGAUCAAGCAGCACAUUAUUAUCGAUUGAUGCUAUACAGUUCUGAUAUACUUUCUAAUUAUGAUAUGCAAGCUAAACUUUACACGCAACUUGGUUAUGUGGCUAAAACUCAAGGUGACUAUAGGCAAGCUAUUACGGAAUAUAAUCAAGCCCUAGAUCUUAUUUUGAAACAUAAUCCAACUAACCACGAAGAUCUAUUUGACAUCUAUAAUAACCUAGGAGUAGCCCAUCGAUAUCUUUCCGAAUUUGAUCAUGCCUUAAAGUUUGCGUAUGAGGCAUUCGACGCACAAGCCAAGUUCGCAGAAUCCAGCGACGUUUCACUUUCUACAGUAUACAAUACUUUCGGGCACGUGUAUCUUAGUAAAAAAGAUUACUUAAAGGCUGAAGAACAUUUUCAGAAGGCUUUAAAUGUCUUUAUUAAUUCAUCCACAAUUCCAUACAACCAUCCGAAUCGAGCAACUUUACUAAGUAAUAUAGCCCAUCUUUACAGAGACAUGGGACGAAAUGAUGAAGCUAUAAUUAAGUUAAACGAGAUAUUAACAUUUCAGUUGAAAGUAUUACCUGAAAAUCAUAUACACAUUGGACGUACUUACAAUAAUCUUGCUUGCGUUUAUUUGAGUAAGAAUCAACAUUAUAAAACUGCGCUUCGCUGUUUAAAGAGAACAUUAUCCAUUUAUUUGGAAAAUUUACCUCUUAACCAUCCUUGGAUUGCUCUAGUUUACAUGAAUAUAGCAUGGACAUAUUACGGUCGUAAAAUGUAUUUAAUCGGAUGGUUAUACGCUAGAAAAGCAAUGGGUCGAAUAAAUGACUUUCCAGAGGCAGAUCCUAAUCGUAAGCGAUGUACAGAAGUAUUCGAUAGCGUACAAGGACAACUAAGCUACAUUCUUUCGACAUUGAUUAUUGGUUUUAACGGGAUUGAAGCACUUAGCGAAACUGAUUUUAUGGAUUUAUAUUAA
Adineta steineri is the source of this 1962-nucleotide messenger RNA. The record is from the annotation of a GenBank genome assembly. NCBI's taxonomy places the organism in Eukaryota, Metazoa, Rotifera, Eurotatoria, Adinetida, Adinetidae.